AUGUCUCAGCGAUUGAUAAUACCGACACUAAUACCCGAAUGGGCUAAUCCACCACCAUCGAAUGAAUCCGAAUCGUCGACACCUUUAAGGCGAAGUCAGUCAAGGGAAUCGUCAUCACAGUUAAGACCCACCUACCAUGGGAUUAUUGAGUCGAAUCUGGACUCUAUUACUGUUCAAAUCAAACCAUUGGCAUCGUUAAUUGAACAUGAAAAUCGGCGCAAGAUUAAUGAAUUCAAUUUAGGUUCAUCUAUUGGAUAUGGUCAAUUUGGUAAAGUUUACAAAGCCCGUUUACAAAAUCAUAUAUAUGCUAUCAAAAGUAUUGCAAAGAAACCAUGGAAUGCUCAACAGUAUUCUAUGAAUCAAACAAUGAGACAGAUUAAAUUAUGGAGACAUCAAGGCGGUGGUUAUAACCUUACAGGUGAUGAAGCAGUUAUGAUGAUGAAUGUACAAAAAUGUCGAUGGGAAAUUUAUAUCCUUAGCAAAUUACGCUCACCUUAUGUGGUACAGUUACACAAAUUUUUGGAUUCACCUGUGAGUAAAGCUAUUUGGAUAGUUAACGAAUGGUGUAGCUUAGGCGAGCUGGAGUGGAAGAGAAAUUCCGUGGAUGAAAUUCCAGUACAGUGGUCUCAAAUGAUAGGAGAGUGCGAUGAUGUAUUAACAUUUGUGGAAAAAGCAUUACACGAUUUGACACAAGGAUUAGCGUAUUUGAAGAGUCAAGGCUGUAUUCAUCGUGACAUUAAGCCAUCAAACAUCUUAGUUGAUGGUAAACAAAAGCUACUAAAAUUAUCAGAUUUUGGUUGCUCAAUUUUGUCACCGCAAGUAUUGCCAUUUGAAGAUGAUUCAUUAACUGAGUGUUUCCAGGCGGAAUUGAAUAAAAUUGUAGGGACACCGGCUUUCAUUGCACCUGAAUUAUGUCAAUUCGGUAAUCCAGGAGCAGAUGAUGUUAAGGAUGGAUUUAAAUUAGACGUUUGGUCAACAGGUGUGACGUUAUAUGGAUUAUUGUACAACGAACUCCCGUUUUACGGUGAAAGCGAAUUUGAUACUUAUCACAAAGUAAUUCACAAGACAUUGGAAAACCGUCUAAACGGUAAUAGAGUUAACGAUUUAAUCAUUGGUAGAAUGCUAGAAAAGGAUCCUCAGAUUAGAAUAGGUGCGGAAAAGUUACAAGAAUUGGUAAUACUGGACCAUAAAUCCUUUACUGCUUCUGUGAAACAGGGAAAACCUACAACAGCGGCAAUAGCAAGAAAAUCCACAACCGAAAAGCAUCCAACGAGUAUACAAAAGUUUUUCACCAAAUUUUUCAAAUUAAGGAAAAAGGAUAAAAGUACAAAAAAAUCUGUAGCCAAAUCUUCGAAUUCUUCCGCUAACUCUCCAACAAUAUCACCGGGAACUUUUAACUCAACAGUGGGUGCGCCACCAAACAGUGACCCCUUAAGUAAACCAAGCCCAAGUCCGAGACCCAGUCCAUUCCCUCAAGAUGACGAUUUUAGCGAGCCAAGUCUACAUUCAUCAUUAUCGUCCUUUGAAGAACCUGUACAAGUCUCGGAUCUUUUCAAGCAAGACAGUGCGCCUUUAAAUAAACAAGUGAGCCCACCUCCAAGUGAUAGUGGCAUAGUAGAAAGUACAAUGUCAGCAUCGGAAAGCGAACCGCGCAGACUAGAUGAAUACCGACUUCCACGGUCCAGUCACAAGUCUUCUCAUGCAACAUCACCAGAACUUAGCCACCCACAUGCGGGAAACACAAGCUUGGCAGAUGCAAAUUACGAGGAUGAACCAAGAAAACUUGAUAGUUACGACCUUCCGCAACACCAUGAUUAUCCAACCCAUUCACGUCAAUUUAGCACAGAAGUUUCAGAAAUGCAUUCUUCUCACGGUAGUUUUGAGUUGAAGACACCACCAGAACUAGCUCGCAUGAUCCAUUCCCGACAACCAAGUAAUUUGGAUGGACAGACAAGCCGAGACAUUAACCUAACCAAUCAUUCACAUCCUAGCUUUCAGCUGAGUUUGAAGGAGGGAACGGAGGAUUCUUACUACGACACAAGCAUCGCUAGCAAACAACCCAGUUUCCAAUUAAGCGUACCUCCAGAGAUAAUCCAAGAGAGAAGUCCACCACCUGUAAAUCCAACUCCACAACCAUCAGGUGGGUCUAGAAAUUUAUACCAACACCGUCAUCAACCUAAUGCUAGCACUUCAACGUCCUCAAGUUCACCGAUAAAGAUCCCAACCCCGAUGAAAGCUCUUAUACACUUGGGGAAUUCUCCGGUUAAAGAAGGAACAGCAACAGAUACAGCACAACACGAUUCUCCAUUGAAGGACCAAGGACAAAAUCAAGCUCAUAAAGCUAACGGACUAGCCCACUCAAAGGAUAUUUCCAACUUCCAAAACUACAUAUUUCAGCAGGGAACUAACGACGCGGGACCACAGGACAAGCACAAAUCAGUUCUUACAGAAGAUCUUAUUGAAAAGUAUCUGAACUACGCUGAUAACAGUCAAUCGUAA
Zygosaccharomyces rouxii is the source of this 2499-nucleotide messenger RNA. RefSeq names its product serine/threonine protein kinase ELM1 (gene ELM1). Gene Ontology annotation, biological process: peptidyl-serine phosphorylation; autophagy. The transcript has a single exon. Gene Ontology annotation, cellular component: cytoplasm. Lineage: Eukaryota; Fungi; Ascomycota; Saccharomycetes; Saccharomycetales; Saccharomycetaceae. Bases 1 to 2499 code for a protein of 832 amino acids. Gene Ontology annotation, molecular function: ATP binding; protein serine/threonine kinase activity. The record is from RefSeq and is a predicted model, not a curated record.